Engraulis encrasicolus (European anchovy) is the source of this 2074-nucleotide messenger RNA. RefSeq lists its product as uncharacterized. The record is from RefSeq and is a predicted model, not a curated record. The transcript is spliced from 10 exons. Bases 52 to 1767 code for a protein of 571 amino acids. Lineage: Eukaryota; Metazoa; Chordata; Actinopteri; Clupeiformes; Engraulidae.
GAGCUGCACACUGUGGUAAUGGCGUGCUGCGUGAAUGCAACUGUAUGAGCAAUGUCCAAUUGUACUGCAAAAGGUAACGGCACUUUGUGUUUUGUGUCUGCAGCACGACUGGAAGGUCAUCUUCGUGCUUCUGCUCCUAAUAAUCGUACUCGCCGUGACUCUAGGUGUUUUGUGGGUCUUCUGGCGCCCUGCUCAGCCUGGAGGAUGCUUCUGAAGGUGAAGCUCGAACAGAAACAGAAAUAUGUCAAGGUCACAGAGCAUGAUGGGACAUAUAAUUACCAGGAGUUUCACCUAGCAGUCAUGGAGAAAUUUGGUCUGCCUCCUGAGACUGAUGUAAUGUACAAAGACUCUACUGGAACAGAAGUGGAUGCAGACAUCUUCUCCGAACUAGUGGAGAAGGGAGAGUUGUUGUUAAAUGCACAUGUGAAUGAUGAUUCUCUGGACGUGUCGAUAUCCUCCGCUGCAUCAUGUUCAUCUGAAGCCUCUACGGUAAUUUUGGAUGACAGUUUCUCCGAGACUCCAAGUAAGAUACUCAGAAGGGAGACCCCAAGAGAAGCUGCCAAAAAUAUGGUCAAUCAAGUGCUUCUAAGAAAACCAGGGGGAGAGAAGAUUUUCCUGGAGUACCAUAAAACAAAGUCACUUACAGCUACAACUCGGAGACUGCUUGUUAACAUCUUGGUCGCUGACAUGGUGGAGCAGCAUGGCCGGAUCCCUUCCCAGGCCAUUAAGCUGAAGUAUGCGCAAGGCAUUGUGGCGUUAUUCCCGUACCUGGAGGAUCCAUUGUCCAAGCAUGGAUAUGAACACUUUUAUGAUCCUGCAUCAGGCUCCGGCUACAUUUCAUGGCGUCUCAAAACAGUGCAACGGAGUCUUUCUGAUCACUCAAGGACAGCAGCAGCAGCAGAAGAUGACAGCAGUGGUGGGCCAAAGGCUGCAAGACCCUCAGCUUCUCCAAUACAACAGUUGACGGGGCAGGAGUGUGUAGAGGCUCUAUCUAUGAUGAACCAUUCAGCUGAUGAUGCAGUAGUUCGAGAGAAGAUGAUGGCCACUUUUGAACACCGGCAGAAACUUGUCCAUGAUCCCGACACAUCUGUGGAUGUCCUCGAAACGUUCCCAAGAUUUCUUGACAUACCUGGCCUUAUUGAGCAGGACUUCCUUGCUCUUUUUGGACCUGAGACAUCUGGGAAGUUCCUGGCGAAGUGGACAACAUUCUUCAGACCACAAAUCAUUGAAGAUGCCAAAGGGCUGGUAUCCACUGCACAUGUCGAAGAGCUUCUUAGAUCUGCCCAAGGCGAUGGUGGUGGAUGGGACAUUGAUAUCGCUUCAUUAUGCCUGCUGCUGCAUCUCAUUCCACCAACAUCGAAGGGUCACAAGAAAUCUGCGAAAAUCAGUGCACUCCAGGCAGAGGAUUACUUGGUGCGAUAUUUGCAGGCUGGUACAAGCAUGCAGAUUUUCCUGUCCAGCCUGGAACCAUCUCAGCCCUUCAUGCUCUGCGUCGGGGAACAGAAGAACAAGAUCCACAAGUUCUACAUCAUCGUUGACAACCAGGCAAUACCAUGCAAAGCACAAACAUCAGUAGCUGCAUUUGACGAACUGUUCAAGGCACACUUUGUUUUCGGGACGUCAUAUUGUGAGGCACUUGAUGGUUUUUACUGCUUCAUUCAAACAGCUGUGUACAAUAUCGAUAUUGGCAAGACAAAAGAAAAAACCGAGAGUCAGGGAACUGAGGGCCAGAUUUCUCAACAUGAAAAAGUAAUUUGCCAAAUUUAGGGCCUUAAAUAUUUGUCAUUUAUGUUUACUUGUUUUAUUUGCAAAACACUACAUUCAAAUUCAUAUUUAAUUUGCCGUCAUUUAAAAUUUCAUCAUGGCCUUUAUCCAGGAAAAUAUUUGCGUUUAUGUUGUGGAGAAAUUGGAUGCUCAUCGGUGUUUGGAACUUAUUCUGGAUUUAAGAAACAUUUAGUUAACAUUCAUGGAAAUGGUAUUCCUUCCUCUACCCCAGACAUGGAAGACAAUAGUGAGAAGGAGGGUGGAUGGGAUCAUACUACCCUUGAGAGUUCAGAAAAUAAUGAAGUUGAAG